GUGAAAACACUUUUGAGAGUGGGUCUUUUCUUGUUUGUUGUAAUCACUUUUCAAAAUUGUCGUCUAUCAUUUAUCCAAAUUAUUUCAAAAUGAAGAUGGCCGAUGGGUCUACUAUACUAAGAAGAAACCGUCCAGGGACUAAAGCUAAGAAUUUUAACGGUUGGCCAGAUGAACCAUUCGAAGAGAUGGACAGCACGUUAGCAGUGCAACAAUAUAUCCAACAACAGAUUAGGAAAGAACCAUCGAACAUUGAGUUGAUUUUAACUCCUCCUGAAAGUCAAGAUGAGGGUGUAUGGAAAUAUGAGCACUUGAGACAGUUUUGCAUGGAGCUGAACGGAUUAGCUGUCAGACUGCAAGGCGAAUGCUUACCAGAAAAUUGUACACAAAUGACGGCCACCGAACAAUGGAUUUUUCUUUGCGCAGCACAUAAAACACCAAAGGAAUGCCCAGCAAUUGAUUAUACUAGGCAUACAUUAGAUGGAGCGGCAUGCCUCCUGAAUAGCAAUAAAUAUUUUCCUAGCAGAGUUAGUAUAAAGGAUUCAUCAGUGACAAAACUUGGAUCUGUUUGUAGACGUGUCUAUAGAAUAUUUUCUCAUGCAUACUUUCAUCAUAGAAAUAUUUUUGAUGAAUUUGAGAAUGAGACCUUCUUGUGUAGGAGGUUUACUCACUUCAUAACCAAGUACAACUUAAUGUCCAAGGAUAACCUGAUCGUUCCCAUCGUCGAGGGUGAUGCCGUUGGCAGUGGUGAAUCGGAAGCCUGAGAAAAGCCUAAACCUCCUUUGCGUGUUUCGCCUAUAACGAAAUAAUACUCGCUCUCUUUCGUAUUCCCCCCUCGUCAGAAAUACUGCCCUGAUCCCUCCUCGCGAUCGAGGACUAAGAGUGCGACACGCAAAGGUAGGUUUGUUAUGUAUUCACUCAAUGAGUGUACCUAUAAUCAUAUGCCCAUGAUAUAUUGUAUAGUAUAUAAUCUAUCUAGUGAUCUAUGUAUUUAAAUUAUAUAAUGAUUUCUAUAUCUAUAGUAUGUAUAUAUUUAUGUAUAAAUGUUAAUUUAUUAUUAUUUUAAUAAAUCUAAAUUAGUCAUUUUAAUACUAUGUGUUUUUAUUUUUUAAUAAAUGUUUCAAAUAUGAUGUAUGACUUGCAGUAUUAUUUUUAUUAGUGUUGCGAAUUUCUGUCAUUAUAUGUCAAUUAAAUGAAAGAAUUCCCUAAAAUGAAAUACAAAAAAAAAAAAUGUUAGUGAAUUUAAAGUAGUGAUGAUGCACUUGUAAUUGACCAUGUAUUUUGAAAUGAGCCCCUGUGAUAUUUACACUGUUUCAUAAAAAAAAAAAAAAAAAAUUAUAUUCACUCAGAUAGAUCAAACUGUUACUUGUCAAAUCAUAAUCCUUAGAAAAUACAUCACGAUUUUAAAAGCAG
Molecule: messenger RNA, 1410 nt
Organism: Nezara viridula (southern green stink bug)
Lineage: Eukaryota; Metazoa; Arthropoda; Insecta; Hemiptera; Pentatomidae
Source: the annotation of a GenBank genome assembly